UUUUGCUGUGAUUUCUUUUUUCUUUUUUAGAGGACCGUCUGCGCGACUCUGCUGUACAGCGCAGCACCUUGAACAGUUGCUCUUGGAGGAGGAAGAGGGGUGGAAGGAGCCUGCACUGUGGAAUUACUUUGGUUUUUAGUUAAGACCCACCUGUUUUCGAAGCCUACGCUUCAGCUAGCUAAGACGAGCUAAUAAGGGAGCUCGGCGCUGUUGCAGAUUUUCUAAUUUUAGGGAUAAUACCUACCUUUUAAGUUGUUGGGGAGGUUAACUAAGACGAUGUAUGUGAAGCACUAUUCUUUGGUUUUACCAAACAUAUUCGUGAUUCCGCUACCUGUUCAGGCGUGUACUUGGCCGUUUAAUUUUCAGUGUGUCUAAGAGAUGCUUAGUUUGCAAGAGGUAGUGCAUCCCAGGAGAACACGAUGCAACGUUUGCUGGGGUCAGGCUCUUUUAUCUGUAUUAUGAUGUCCUGACAAUGUUUUGUCCUUGUUUCUGUGUGUGUGUGUGUGUGUGAGUGUGUGCACCAUCUCUAGAGAUAGUUGUUCUCUAGCCUUUCUGGAGGGAUGCAAAGUCUUAAGAUAAAUGAGCAUUCCACAAGGUUUGGGCUACCUGACCAUUAUGGCAUCAAGAAACCUCUGGUAUAUGAGAAGUUACUUUGGUUCAAGAUGUUGGAUGAUCCAGUUUUCAGCAGACAUCAUCUUCAAACCAGUUUCAGUUAGACUUUUUGGUGUGAAGUAUGAUGACACAAACCAUGAACCUUUCGAGAAUGAAGAGCUAUUAAACAACUUACUUACUAUGGGAGUGGAUAUUGACAUGGCAAAGAAAAGACAGCCUGGAGUUUUUAAUAGAGUGGUUACGAAUGAACAGGACCUAAAGUUGUUCCUUCUGUCCAAAGGAGCUAGUAAAAACGUGAUUGCUAGCAUCAUAACAAGAUAUCCACGAGCCAUAACUCGUACUCCUGAAAGUCUUUCAAAACGUUGGGAUCUCUGGAGAAGGGUUAUGACAUCAGACCUUGAAAUUGUAAAUAUUCUGGAACGUUCUCCUGAAUCCUUUUUUCGGUCCAAUAACAAUCUAAACUUAGAGAAUAAUAUCAAGUUCCUCUACUCAGUUGGAUUGACCCGUAAAUGCCUUUGCCGGUUGUUGACUAAUGCCCCUCGUACUUUCUCCAACAGUCUUAAUCUGAACAAAAAGAUGGUUGAAUUUUUACAGGAAGUCUGUUUGUCAUUGGGUCACAAUGAUCCUGCAGAUUUUGUCAGGAAGAUAAUUUUUAAAAACCCUUUCAUCUUAAUCCGGAGCACCAAGCGCGUGAAAGCUAACAUCGAAUUUUUACAGUCAACUUUCAACUUGAACAGUGGGGAAUUGCUUGUUCUUAUAUGUGGUCCAGGUGCUGAAAUCUUAGACAUUUCCACUGAUUAUGCCAAAAGAAACUACACAAAUAUAAAAGAGAAGCUGUUUUCUCUCGGAUGUACUGAAGAAGAGGUACAGAAGUUUGUCUUAAGCUAUCCAGAUGUGAUCUUCCUGUCAGAAAAAAAGUUUAAUGAUAAAAUAGACUGCCUCAUAGAAGAAAAAAUUAACAUUUCACAAAUAAUUGAAAGUCCUCGUGUUCUGGAUUCAAGCAUAAGUACUUUAAAAAGUCGAAUCAAAGAAUUGGUAAAUGCUGGUUAUAACUUGAGUACAUCAAACAUUGCUCUUCUUUCUUGGAGUCAAAAAAGAUAUAUAGCUAAAUUGAAAAAGUUAGGUGGGUAGAACUUUUAAAAAAAUCAUGAUAUAGUGAUACAUUUUUUUGAGUUUGGGCCUUUCAGAAAGGAGAGUUGAUUUUUUUAACUACAGAUACAUACACAGUGAUCCUUUGGAUUUUUUGCUUUAUAGGUUAAUAAAAACCGUUGGUAUAAUCAAGUAUUGUACUCCUAGCUGGAAUUAUUGUCCUAUACCAUUAGAUGGUAUGAGCUAUGGCUGCUGUACAAAGGUAGUUCCUGAGUGCCAUGACAGAACAAUGUGUGGAAAGAAAGUAAACAUAGUAAAAAUCUGACAAAGUAGAACAGAGAGUUUUCAUCCCGAGUUUUACCUUCUCCCUUUAAACCAUUAGUGUGAUUCCUCCACUUCCCCCAGGAUUUACUAUUGGUGUAUCCUAAUUUCAUUCAGGACAGGGGCAACUGUAGUUAAGCAGAAUAAUGGCCACCUAAAGACACUGAUGUCUUAACUCCCAGGACCUAUGGAUAUGUCAUGUUAUAUUGCAAAAGGAGUUGGCAGGUGUGAUUAAAUUAAAUCUGAUUAAAUGCCUUGAGAUGGGGAGAUUAUCCUUAAAUAUUUAAGGGGCCUCAUACAAUUACGAAGUUCCUUAAAAUUGGAAGAGGGAGGGAAAAAAAAGAGGUCAAAGUGAUGCAAAUAAGAAAGACUUGGGUUGGCACCUCUAACUCAGUGGCUAGGGUGCCAGCCACAUACACUGGAGCUGGUGGGUUUGAAUCCAGCCCGGGCCUGCCAAACAACAAUGACAACUACAACCAAAAAAUGGCCCAGCGUUGUGUUGGGUGCUUGUGGUCCCAGCUGCUUGGGAGGCUGAGGCAAGAGAAUUGCUUAAGCUCAGGAGUUUGAGGUUGCUGUGAGCUGUGAUGCCACCGCAUUCUACCAAGAGUGACGGCUUGAGACUGUCUGAAAAAAAGAAAAAGAAAAAGACUUGACCACUUUUGAAGGAGGUCAAAAGGAGGUUUUAAAGGAGGAAGGGUCUGUGAGCCAAGAUGUGCAGGUGGCCUAUAGAAAGGGUAUGGAAAUAAGUUUUCCCUUAGAGCCCCCAGAAAGGAAUGCAGCCCUUCUGGCACCUUUUCAGCCCAGUGUGUCAGACUCCUGACUUACAGAACCAUAGGAUAAUAUAUUUGCCAUGUUUUAAACCAUUGAGCAUGGUAAUUUGUUACAGCAGUAAAUAACAUGGGAACUAAAAGGAUUAAUCACAUUAUAGGUGAAGUGAAAAAAUUCAGUCCUUUUAGCAUGGUCUAUAUUUUUCUCUUACAAGAGUGAUUGCAUUUUUAAUCUACCUACCUUUCUGGUAUUGCUAAUAAGUUAGUGUUUAUAAAGUCCUUUAAAUGUGCCCAUAAACUAAAUGUAAAUAAUAAAAUCUAAAUAAAGGAAUAUUUUUGCCUAAUGAAUGUAAUUUAAAGAAAUGGUGAUUGUUUCUGUGUAUUUAUAUUUUGUUGGCAUUUUAUCCAAUAUAAUUAAUGAGGAAUUUCUAGAGGCAUUGACUUAAAAAUGACAAGUCAGAAAUCUGAAUCUUGAAGAUACAAUCUAGCUGAUAUAAUCAGAACGAGAAGAAACAAAUAUGACCUUAGUUGCUUUCAAUUAUUUUCCAGAGGCAUUUUUUUUUUCUGGUUGUGGAUUUUGAAUGAAGUUACAUAUUUAUACUCAACCUUUAAAUCUUAAUUACUAUUGGUAAUGCCUCAAAAAACUUAUUUCUGCCGUUGAUAAAGACAAAAUGUCUUCAUUUCCAGGGGCAUUUAUGUGUUCAGUGAUACUUCUAUAAUUUUUGGCAAACUUGUUUAAUGGCAAGAUGGCGUAGUUUAGAUCACAUGAGCUUUAUUGAGGCAUUUCUUUAGUGGUAGAUAUGGGUGUCCUUAUGGAAUAGCACUGUAACUUUGUGUACAAAAUUUUCUGAACUUAUUUGACCAUCUAUAAGAUUAAAAAUUGACUUUGCAAAGUUGAUAAUUAUCAAAUGAGAAAGAGACUCUAAGGUUUCUUGUACAUAGUAAUGGUUCCAUCAAUGGUAGCUGUUGUAAAAAUUAAAAUAGUAUUUUCAAAAGCAGGUUUAUUGAAACAAUUCAUAGAUCAUAGAGUUUACCUAUCUAACAUAUACAAUUCAAUUUUAUAGAGUUGUACAAUUGUCCACUUUCUGUUGCUUAUAACAGAACAUCUAAAACUGGAAAAUUUGUCAAUAUAAAGAAAAUGGGUUUAUUUCAUAGCAUUAUGGAACUGAGAGGUCCCAGGGUGAGGGGCUGCAUCUGGUGGGAGACGUCUUGCUUGUGGGGACUACCUGAAGAGUCCUGAGGCACCGAAGGCAACCAACUCACUAAUCCCACUUUCAUGGUAAUUAAUUAAUUCACUAAUCUAUUGACCCAUCAGUCCAUUAAUACAUGAAUGGAUUAAUUCAUUCCUAAUGGCAGAGCCUUCAUGAUGUAAUCACUUCUUAAAGGCUCCGCUUUCAAUACUACACAUUGGGGAUUAAAUUGCCACACGAGUUUUGAAGGGGACAGAGAUUUAAACCAUAGUAAUAACCAUCACAGUCUAGUUUUAGAUUGUUUGCCCCCCAUAAAAGAAACCUUGUACCUAGGAACAGUUAAUUCCCUUUAUUCUCUUGUCAUUGCCUUUCCUCCCAACCCUAAGCAAAAACUUAUCUAUCUCUAGAAAUUUGCUUAUUUUCUGGGUGUUUCAUGUAAGUGGAAUCAUGUAAUUUGUGGUCCUUUGUGACUGUCUUCUUUUAAAGUUCAUCCAUAUGGCGCAUAUCAGUAUCUCAUUUCUUUAUAAUGCCAAAUAAUAUUCAUUGAUGGUACUGUCACAUUAUUAGGAGUAAAUUUUAUUGUUAUAGUUUAGUGUUAAUUCCGUAAAUCUUCUGAAAUGUAUGGAGGAAAAUUCUGGGGACUGCUUUGGAAUCUUAACAAGUUUAUAAGGAACUUGGGGAAAGUGGGUGGAGGAGAUAAAAGUUUGUUUGCAUCAGCAGAUCUUGAGGAUUAUAGCUGGGUUGAUGAGAGACAACAGUUGCA
Nycticebus coucang (slow loris) is the source of this 4742-nucleotide messenger RNA. RefSeq names its product mitochondrial transcription termination factor 1 (gene MTERF1). The coding region runs from base 580 to 1743 and encodes 387 amino acids. Lineage: Eukaryota; Metazoa; Chordata; Mammalia; Primates; Lorisidae. The record is from RefSeq and is a predicted model, not a curated record. The transcript has 2 exons. Gene Ontology annotation, cellular component: mitochondrial matrix. Gene Ontology annotation, biological process: regulation of DNA-templated transcription; termination of mitochondrial transcription. Gene Ontology annotation, molecular function: double-stranded DNA binding.